Clarias gariepinus (North African catfish) is the source of this 5390-nucleotide messenger RNA. Its product is annotated as kinesin-like protein KIF21A. Gene Ontology annotation, molecular function: microtubule binding; microtubule motor activity; ATP binding. The record is from RefSeq and is a predicted model, not a curated record. The coding region runs from base 274 to 5007 and encodes 1577 amino acids. NCBI's taxonomy places the organism in Eukaryota, Metazoa, Chordata, Actinopteri, Siluriformes, Clariidae. Gene Ontology annotation, biological process: microtubule-based movement; mitotic spindle organization. The transcript is spliced from 36 exons.
CUCAGCUGGCGCUGCCUGGAGACGCGGCAUUGGCAAUGUACUGAACAAUAAGGCUGGGGUCAAAAAAAAACACACACACACAACUCUCGGACUACAGCAUGGCCGAAUAUGUAUGAUUAUUUAUUUGUAAUAAAAUUAUAAGACGGGCCGACUCAUGUCAAGAAGGAGCAGCAUGGCAGGAUAAGAGGAGACGCCGCCGCACGAGCUACCUGUUUAAGCCGAUCAAAAGGAGGACGCACGCGCGCGCUGAUUCAUUGGGGUUUUUCUUUCAUCAUGACGACCGGACAGGAUGAAAGUUCAGUUCGAGUCGCUUUGAGGAUCCGUCCUCAGCUGGCGAAAGAGAAGAUUGAAGGAUGCCACAUUUGCACAUUUGUGACCCCUGGAGAGCCCCAGGUGAUCCUGGGAAAGGAUAAGGCCUUCACCUAUGACUAUGUGUUUGACAUGGACUCCCAGCAGGAUGCUAUCUACAGCAACUGCACGGAAAAGCUCAUUGAAGGCUGCUUCGAGGGCUAUAAUGCUACGAUCUUCGCGUACGGUCAGACCGGCUCAGGGAAGACAUACACCAUGGGAACGGGUUUCGACGUGAACGUCAGCGAAGAUGAGCAUGGAAUUAUCCCACGGGCGGUGAGCCAUCUCUUCAGGGGCAUCGAGGAGAGGAAGCAAGCUGCAAUGGAGCAGGGUCGCCCUGUGCCUGAAUUUAAGAUCAACGCCCAGUUCUUAGAGUUGUAUAACGAGGAAGUGCUGGAUCUGUUUGACACUACACGGGAUUUGGAAGCCAGAAAGCAGAAAUCAAACAUUAAGAUCCAUGAGGAUGCUAACGGAGGGAUCUACACAGUGGGAGUCACCACACGCACAGUCUCCACUGAAGCUGAGAUGAUGCAGUGUUUGAAGUUAGGCGCUCUUUCCCGCACCACCGCCAGCACCCAGAUGAAUGUCCAGAGCUCACGCUCCCAUGCCAUCUUCACCAUUCACCUGUGCCAAGUCCGUGUCUGUGACUCUAGCAGUAACAAUGAGACAGACAACAGGCUGGCCAAUGGCUCCUCAGAAAUGAACGAGUUUGAAACCCUCACUGCCAAGUUUCACUUUGUGGAUUUGGCCGGAUCGGAGCGGCUAAAGAGAACAGGAGCGACGGGGGACAGAGCUAAAGAGGGCAUCUCGAUCAACUGUGGACUGCUAGCUCUGGGCAAUGUCAUCAGUGCUCUGGGAGACAAAAGCAAGCGGUCCACACAUGUGCCAUAUCGUGACUCGAAGCUCACACGUCUCCUGCAGGACUCUUUGGGCGGGAACAGUCAGACAGUGAUGAUAGCCUGUAUCAGCCCCUCGGAUCGCGACUUCAUGGAAACACUGAACACUCUAAAGUAUGCUAACCGGGCACGUAACAUCAAGAACAAGGUUAUGGUGAAUCAGGACCGAGCCAGCCAGCAGAUCAGUGCUCUUCGAACUGAGAUUGCACGGCUGCAGAUGGAGCUCAUGGAGUACAGGACGGGUAAACGCAUGAUUGGAGAGGACGGCCUGGAAAGCGUUAACGAUAUGGUUCACGAGAACACCAUGCUACAGACGGAGAACAAGAACCUGCGUAUACGUGUCAAGGCCAUGCAGGAGACCAUCGAUGCUCAGAGAGCUCGGCUAACACAGCUAUUAACUGAGCAGGCCAGCCAGGUCCUAGGUAAAGCAGGUGAAGGAAAUGAGGAAAUUGGCAACAUGAUCCAGAAUUAUAUCAAAGAAAUUGAGGAGCUCAGGGCCAAGCUCUUAGAGAGUGAGGCAGUCAGUGAAAGCUUGCGUAAGAAUCUUUCCCGUGCUGCCACACGCUCCUCUCUAUACGGAGGAAGCACCUCGUUCUCUACCACUCUCACUGGCCAAGAGCAAGAGGCAUCAGACAUAAUCGAGCUUGCCAAGAAGAACCUGGAGAAACUCAAGAAAAAAGAGAAGAAAAAAAAGAAGAGACUACAGCAGAUGGCAAAAUGUGCCUGUGACGAGCCUGAGGAUGACAGUGUUAUUAAAGAGGAAGGGCCUGACAAUGACCAGGACAAAGAGCCCUCAGACAGAACCAGUGAAGAGCAAGAGGCAGAAGGAAGCGAUCAUGAGGAGGGAGAUGAUUGUGAGGGAGAGGAAGACGAGGACGAUAUGGAGGCAGACGAGAGCUCAGAGGAGUCAGAUUUGGAGCAGGAUGAAAAAGACAGUGUUCAAGAAGACCUGGCCAACAUUACUUGUGAGAUUGCCAUUAAGCAGAAGCUGAUUGAUGAACUGGAGAACAGUCAGCGGCGUCUCCACACACUGAAACAGCAGUACGAGCAGAAACUCAUGAUGCUGCAGAACAAGAUCCGAGACACUCAGCUGGAGAGAGAUCGGGUGCUACAUAGCAUGGGUUCAGUAGAGGCAGGCACAGAGGAAAAGGCGAAGAAGAUCAAGGCCGAGUAUGAAAAAAAGUUGAGCUCAAUGAAUAAGGAGCUGCAGAAACUGCAGUCGGCUCAGAAGGAGCAUGCACGACUGCUAAAGAACCAGUCACAGUAUGAAAAACAGCUCAAGAAGCUCCAACAGGAUGUUUCUGAGAUGAAGAAGACAAAGGUUUGCCUAAUGAAGCAAAUGAAGGAGCAGCAGGAGAGGAGCCGUGGCUUAGAAACCCGUCGCAACCGUGAAAUCGCUACACUCAAGAAGGACCAACGCAGACAGGAGCACCUGCUACGGCAGCUGGAGGCUCAGAAGAGACAGCAGGAGAUCAUUCUGAAAAGGAGAACAGAAGAGGUGACUGCUUUAAGGAGGCAGGUUCGACCCGCCUCCGGAAAGGUGAGCCGGAAGAUCAGCUUGCCUGAACCUUUACAGGAGCCUGCUGCACGUCCUGGACCCCUCCGUACACAUACUGCUGGAAGUAGUAGUGCACCUAACGGAACUAGGAAAUACCAAAUGCGGUCAGGGGCUUUGGUGUCCUCUACCAAAACAGCACGGGCCAAAUGUCAGUCUUUGGAGCGCCGUGUCAGUGACAUCAUCAUGCAAAGGAUGACCAUCUCCAACAUGGAGGCAGAUAUGAACCGUCUCCUCAAGCAACGGGAAGAGCUGACCAAGCGCAAAGAGAAAGUGUUAAGGAAAAGGGAUAAGACCGUAACAGAGGGCAGUGAUACGGACAGGACAGUCCAGUCUCUCAAUGAGGAGAUGGAGUCUCUCACAGCCAACAUUGACUACAUCAAUGACAGCAUCGCUGACUGCCAAGCUAACAUCAUGCAAAUGGAAGAAGCUAAGGAGGAGGGUGACACAGUAGAUGUCUCCGCAGUGAUCAGCUCCUGCACUUUGUCAGAGGCCCGCUUCCUCCUUGACCAUUUCCUCUCUUUGGCCAUCAAUAAGGGCCUGCAGGCAGCACAGAAAGAGUCUCAGAUCAAAGUAAUGGAGGGCCGACUGAAGCAGACAGAGAUCAACAGCGCUACUCAGAAUCAACUUCUCUUCCACAUGCUAAAGGAAAAAGCCGAGCUCAACCCAGAGCUCGAUGCUCUACUCGGGAACGCUCUGCAAGAGCUAGGUAAUACAGCAGCUGAGAAUGGUGAGGAGAGCAGCAGUGAUGAAUCUGAUCGGAGUCCAGCUACUGAGGGGAGCUCUUUGGCCUCAGACCUUCUGAAGUUGUGUGCAGAGUCCAAGCCCAGAAAUAAGGCUCGAAGAAGAACCACCACCCAGAUGGAGCUACUGUAUGCUAACAGCGCUGACCCUGAUGCCCCUCUGGACGAUUUCUCAACUCCUCUCCUAUCCAUUCCUGAAAGCUCGGAGAGCAUUGUUCCCCUAGUGUCCCCUUUGUUGGACAGAGACCUGGCCACAAAUUUAUCAUCCAGAACAAGCAUUAUGUCUGAUGUCAGGUCUCCUACAGCGAUGGAGAAGAGGUCAAUAGAACGCUCGCCUCUAACACGCAGGUCACAUCAGGAAAGGAGUCAGAUGUCCACGGACAAGCCCAAGAGUCAAGACAUAAAACAAUUUGAUGACCCUGUAGUUUUUGAGGCUCAAAGAGGAGUGAUCAACCCUGUGUCAUGCCCUAAAGGCAGCCGAGCAGCCAAGCUGCAGUGUUUGUAUGCCGCAGAGGGACACACCAAAGCCCUGAUGUGUGUGGAUUCCACUGAUGAUCUUCUCUUUACUGGCUCAAAGGAUCGAACGUGUAAGGUGUGGAACCUGGUUACAGGACAGGAAAUCAUGUCUCUCGGUGAUCACCCCAGCAGUGUGCUGUCUGUCAGGUACUGCUCCAGCCUCGUCUUCACCGUCUCCACCACAUACAUCAAAGUGUGGGACAUCAGAGAUUCAGCCAAGUGCAUCCGUACACUCACAUCGUCUGGUCAAGUGUCUCAGGGAGAUAGCUGUGCUAAUUUGGGCAAUCGAGCUGUCGCUAUCCCUCCUGGUGAGAACCAAAUCAACCAGAUUGCCCUGAAUCCUUCUGGAACUUUCCUGUAUGCUGCAGCAGGCAACUCAGUGAGGAUGUGGGAUCUGAGGAGGUUUGUUUCAACUGGGAAACUGACAGGUCAUCUGGGGCCAGUAAUGUGUCUCGCAGUGGACCAGCUGGGAAAUGGUCAAGAUGUGGUCAUAACAGGCUCCAAAGACCACAGCCUGAAGUUGUUUGAUGUCUUGGAAGGAGCUCAAGGAAGCAUUCCUUCUACUCAUACCUUUGAGCCAGCUCAUCAGGAUGGCCUGGAGGCCCUGAGCAUUCUGGGAGACUCUGUGUACAGCGCAGCCAGGGACCACUGCAUAAGAAGAUGGGACCUGUCUAGCAAACAGCUCAAACAGCAGGUUGACAGGGCACACUCUGACUGGGUGAGCGCUCUGGCAGUGGUGCCAGAUUCCAGGACUUUACUGAGUGUGUGCAGAGGAGGUCUGCUGAAGCUGUGGCACGCAGACACACUAAGACCUCUAGGGGAAAUGAGAGGACAUGACUGUGCCAUCAACGGCAUCUCCACCAACAGCACUCAUCUAUUCACUGCCUCAGAAGAUCGGACAGUGAGGAUCUGGCAAGUUAAAGGCUCUCUGGAUGAUGGGCUUUACUGAUCCAAAUGCCUGAUGUGACCAGGAAACAGAGCAGAUUAUUUGGACAAAGAAAUCCAGCACUCUUUUCUGGCUGUUUUGUGUCUUCACUCGGUGGAACGUACGUGCUUUCCGUGUGUGCUUCUUUAACUGAAAGAGAAGCAAGCUGAUCAAUGUACCUCUGAAAGUGGCCUGUUCCUGAGCGCAGUCAGCAGUUCUCUUAUGAAUUUAGGUCACAUGCUCAUUGCUGGCUGGGGCAAAACCAAAGCUGGGCUUUGGCUCUGUAAGAUCAGUAAAACUGACUGAAACAUUGUGAAGACGUAUUUAAGCGUUUUUGAAUGUGUGUGAUUGGAUGCUGGCUGAACGGGACCAACAUGCUCUUAAAUUAAACCUUCAUUAUACCUCGA